This is a messenger RNA of Balaenoptera musculus (blue whale), 1759 nucleotides long. It is a transcript of the gene C13H2orf15, whose product is annotated as chromosome 13 C2orf15 homolog. The coding region runs from base 494 to 769 and encodes 91 amino acids. NCBI's taxonomy places the organism in Eukaryota, Metazoa, Chordata, Mammalia, Artiodactyla, Balaenopteridae. The transcript has 3 exons. The record is from RefSeq and is a predicted model, not a curated record.
CCCCAGAGAUCGGGUACCAUUCUGGACCCGCGUUCAGUGAAUUCGUUACUCCGCAGAGUUGCUCUUGGGCGCUGGGAGGGUGGUGCGCUCUCGGUCCGCAGUCAGGGGCCUGUUUGCGGGGAGCCUCCCGGGUCGGGUGCUGCUGCUUGCAGCCUCGGGGGAGAGACCGGCCUGUUGGGGUGAGCGCCCGCAGCCUGCAGUCUGGGGAGCCUGCGGACCCCGAGCCCUGUCCGCCCGGCACCAUCCAGUCUGGGUUGAAUCUGGGAGUGACAGAACUAAUGGCGACAGAGCAGGUUCCUGACCGAUGAAAUAGAUAAACUAGGUUUUCAUAGCUGUUCUCUGAUGAUCUUGGUAUAGUAUUCACCUGUGUAUUUCAAAAGUAAUCUCACAUUUGAAGAGACUAACAGUUCCUGUUUUUACCAGCAAUCAAGUUGAAGAAACAUCUCCACUACUUAAAGAGGGACCUGCAAACUAUUUUUAUUUAGCUGUCCCAAUGGGAUUUUCUGUUAGUAAAUCUGCUACUCAGGUAUCUGCUCUGCGUAUGGAUUCAAAAGUGGAUGAUCACUUAAUGCAAGGGACUGAGAAAAGCAAACUGGAACCAGUGACUCAGUUAUUUCAAAACACCAAGAAAAUAAGAUUAGAAGACACAAACCAAGAAAACUUUACAAGGAGCAAAGAUACUGGCACAGGAUCUCUUUCGGAGAAAGCCUUGGGUUCAGUGGUGUAUGUUAAAGAAAGUGAUGGAAUAGAAAUGAUAGACGUGGAAUGAAGUUAUUUGUGUAUGUUACCAAAGAAACCAAAAAUUGCUUUUGACUAAGACGGCCUGUUGAAUGAGAACUUAACCUUAUUACGAAAACCUAACAAAAUGAACGAAGACGAUUGCUUAUUUUUCACUAUUUAUGAAUCACUGUAGAUUGCACUUUUUGAUGAUACAUAUUCAGAAAAGUUGCUUUAGAGAGAAGAAGCUUUCCAAAAUUCAAAGAAGAUUUCUCUGGUAUUACAUUCUGUCCUUGUCAAAAAAUCAGAGUUUUUGUGUAACAGUAUUUAAAUGGCACCAAAACAUUUUAAUUAUAAUGUAUUUCUCUAACAAAUGAUCAAAAACCCAAACACUGCCCAAACAAUUUGACAUCAGUAUUUCACAUGAUUUCUGGUGUACUGAUUUUGUAUGUUGAAAUUCCAGUUAGCGAUUUUGCUUUAGAAUACUUUAUCUUCUUGCAUUUUUGCAUGUCUGUUCGGUUAAAGAUCAGUGGCAGCUAAACUCAAAGACCAGUAAAUUACGUACCUUGAGAAGCAUUUCACAUUUCAAAUCAUCUUUUUAAAACUUUUUUUUCACUCACGUGGAAUUCAUUUCAGAGUUCACAAAAUAGUUUUUUCUAAGUGUAAUAAUUUAUCUUGCAGAUGUUACCAUUUUAUACCACCAAUAUUUAAGAAAACAAUCUAGUUGUUAAAAACAAUUCUUGUUUUGUAUAUAUCAGUUUGCAAUUCUUAUUAAAACAUCUAGUAGUUUGAAACAGCAGUAUUGUCCCAAGUAAUGUAAGCUGAAGUUAAAAACCAUUUGUGUCUGGACAUAUAGUGACUUAUAAAUAUUUCUAUUAUGUAUGUUUUGAACAUUUUCCUGUACUUUAAUAUUUACUGGUGAUCUCUAAUGCUCAACUGAGUAAUCUCCUUAAUAUUCAUAAAGGAAAAAGGCAUAUUCAAAGAGGAAAAGGCAUCUUCUCUUAGGAGAAGAAAUAUUUUGUAAAUCAGAAAAAAAGCCAAA